Messenger RNA from Osmerus eperlanus (European smelt), 1066 nucleotides. RefSeq names its product hes family bHLH transcription factor 2, tandem duplicate 1 (gene hes2.1). Gene Ontology annotation, molecular function: protein dimerization activity; DNA-binding transcription factor activity, RNA polymerase II-specific; RNA polymerase II cis-regulatory region sequence-specific DNA binding. The record is from RefSeq and is a predicted model, not a curated record. Gene Ontology annotation, cellular component: nucleus. The transcript is spliced from 3 exons. NCBI's taxonomy places the organism in Eukaryota, Metazoa, Chordata, Actinopteri, Osmeriformes, Osmeridae. Gene Ontology annotation, biological process: regulation of transcription by RNA polymerase II; regulation of neurogenesis; anterior/posterior pattern specification. The coding region runs from base 80 to 679 and encodes 199 amino acids.
CCGGCUGCCGGGCACACUUCAGCUCAUAGCCUCGCAAAGAGAACAUCUCUGAGAGACAGUACAUCACAACGAAAACAACAUGACACCAAGCGUCGCGUCUGAGACAAACGAGUCUCUCCCCUCAAGGUCCACCGUGGCACAGAGGAAAGAAGCAAACGAACUGAGAAAGACUCUCAAGCCCAUGUUGGAAAAGAAAAGGCGAGCACGCAUCAACGACAGCCUUGGACAUUUGAAGACCCUUAUCCUGCCUCUUGUUGGCAAAGACAACGCUCGUUACUCGAAACUCGAGAAAGCAGAUAUUCUCGAGAUGACCGUACGAUUCCUCACAGAUCUUCCUUCAACUCCAGUCAAAAGUUCAACAGAUAGUUUCAAAGAAGGGUAUAAAGCAUGUCUCCAGCGAGUAUCCGCUUUGCUCCCUAAAACGAACCUGGACAAAGACGCCUGCCAGCGUGUGAAUGAGUUCAUUCAGCAGUCCAUGUCUACGUCUGCCACCCCAGCCUGUCAGAACUGUUGCGCCCAGAGUUCCAAAGCUUUCCCCCAGAUUCAACAGAGACUGCGGAGCCUCAAAGCCAAUCUUAGCUCCAGAGUUGAGAACCACUCACGCAGCAGCGGUUCUCUUCCUAACCGACCACAGCCAGUGCCACAAGCUGUAAAUGCUAACAUGUGGAGACCUUGGUAGAUUAGACGUUGUUUCUUUACUUUAAUGUGUAUUAUUUAUUACUAAGAAAAUGAAUGCAGCUAAUACUUAGCCUUAGAGAUUAACAUGAAGAAAUUGAGUGAUAUUGGGAAUAUUAGCAUUUGACUAACAAUGUACAUACUCAAUGAAAAUCCAAAAGAGCACAGAUCUGAUGAGAAAACGAACACUAAGAACUUUAUUAAAUGCAAUCCUCUUUGGGGUUUCAAAGAUAUUGGUUGUAGACAACACAUUUGUAAACCCCAAGGGUUAUUUUGUUUGAGGUUUGCACUAUUGACUUGAAGUAUUUUGGUCUGUGCAAAAGACUGUCUGUAAACACUGUGUGUUGUAGUUGGCAUAUUAUUUUAAAACAAGAAAACAAUUGUACUUCAA